This is a messenger RNA of Ananas comosus (pineapple), 2067 nucleotides long. RefSeq lists its product as uncharacterized. The record is from RefSeq and is a predicted model, not a curated record. The coding region runs from base 435 to 1871 and encodes 478 amino acids. The transcript is spliced from 7 exons. Lineage: Eukaryota; Viridiplantae; Streptophyta; Magnoliopsida; Poales; Bromeliaceae. Gene Ontology annotation, molecular function: protein binding.
CCCACCUACUUCAACCAAACACAUUUUUUUACUAUUCUAGACUAAUUCCAACCUCCAACUAAACACAAAAAAAUUUUAACACCAUUUUAACCAUGAACUUAACUCUAUUCCUAAAAUAGCUACUUUUUCUUAACUCCGAACCAAACGGGGGCUAAAGUAAGCCAAAGUUUGUCGCGACCCCAAACAUCCCAUCAAGCAGGCAUUUAUUAUUUAUUUUUAUUAUUAUUACCUUCGCUUUCCCAAAUGAUUCUUCUCUUCUUUGUUCCCAUUACACUCCUACACUCACUACACAUACUCUGAACCCUCGCCUCCUCAGAAGCCCACAAAAAAAAAAAAAAAAAAAAAAAAAANAAAAAAAAAAAAGGCAGAAGAAAAAAAAAAGAAGAAAAGGAGCCUUUGCGUUUCUCUUUGCUUUGCUCUACUGCGAAAGCGCCAUGAGUAGGAGAAGAUCCCUCAUCCUCCUCGUCUUUAUCGCCACCUCCCUCCUCGAAUCCGCAGCGGCCCCUUCUCCCACAGGAGCUAUUCUGAAGCAACUCUCCACAGUGGUCAAAUGGCCGAGAACUUCUCCGAAGAUAUCCCAAAACGAUGGGAAUGUUCUACAGUUCGAGAAUGGGUAUUUUGUGGAGACCCUUGUGGAGGGGGACAAGCUGGGGGUGGUUCCCUACACUAUUCGGGUUUCGCCCGAGGGCGAGCUUUUUGCUGUGGACUCUGUGAACAAUAACAUUGUGCGGAUUACUCCCCCUCUCUCCCAAUAUAGCAGAGGAAGACUGGUUGCAGGGUCAUUUCAAGGAUAUUCAGGACAUGUAGAUGGUAAACCGAGUGAUGCCCGAUUCAAGCAUCCUAAAGGUGUCACUAUGGAUGAUAAGGGGAAUGUCUAUGUCGCUGAUACUGCAAAUCUCGCCAUUCGUAAGAUCGGGGAAGCAGGAGUGACAACUAUUGCUGGAGGAAAAUCAAAUGUCGCGGGAUAUAGAGAUGGGCCGAGUGAGGAUGCUAAGUUCUCUACCGAUUUUGAUGUGGUAUAUAUGAGAAAAACCUGCUCUUUGUUGGUUAUCGACCGUGGAAACGCGGCUCUUCGCCAAAUCUCCCUUCAGCAAGAGGAUUGCGACUAUCAAUAUAGCUCGAUUGCUCCGUCAGAUAUGACAAUGGUAAUUGGUGCAGUCUUGGCUGGAUAUGUAUCUUGUUUGCUGCAGCAGGGGUUUGGGCCUUCAAUUUUCCGCAAGAAACAAGUGACUGAGGAUGAACAACGGGAGCAUAGCACCGAUGAAAAGCCUCCUCUAAUCGUCGAAAGCCUAAAAGAGGAACCGGGUGCAGGAUGGCCGUCAGUUGGAACACUUCUCACAGAUCUCUUCAAAUUUACCCUCGAAGCAAUUGGUAAUUUGCUUCUCAAUGUCAUCCCCUUCCUACGACGAAAUAAAACAAAAGCAAACCUCACCCCUCUCAAAGACCGCCUGGUCAUGCCCGAGGACAGAGAAGAAACUCCAGUAACUCAUAAGCUAAAGACCACUCCAGCUAUGUCAGAAUCUAUCCAUGCCCCUAAUACUAUCAAUGAACCUACUCCGAAGCCCCAAAAAAGUACCAAAACACCCAAAUUCAAGGAUUCCUCUCUCCCGAGCAAGCAUAGAUCCUCAAAGAGACAAGAUUUUGGGGAGUUUUAUGGUGCGUCCGGAGACACGACUCAGCUAAGUUCGAAGGGCCAGAAGGAUAGAGUGAGGCAUCGCUAUCGAGAAAAGAGUGGAGAGGUUGGUUUAGGAACAGGUGGUGGUGCGGAGCCAAAGUUGAUGAAGUCGGUGGAUUACGGUGAUCCUUCCAAGUUUGACCAUUACAACAUUAGGAGCAAAUAUGGCGGUGCAGAGGGUGCCUACAGGUACUAAGGUUGUUAGUUUAGCCACCAAUAUGAAUCUCUUUUUCAUCUUGCAUGUCAUGCUUUUUGACUGAGUGUGGAUGCAAAACUGCAUAUUAGCAAUAUCAAGACCACCAAACACUUAUUUAGUGCUAAUGCAUUGUCUCACUUUUCUUAAUCUUCAAGCAGCUGGCGAUUGCAUUGGCCUAGUAAAGAUUUUGCGUGAA